ACCUUAGUUCAAACGUGGCAUAACUUCUUUGAAAAUAAAACGGAAAUAUUGUUAAAAUGGCGCCAAUGCAAGCACUUGUUAAAAAAAAUAAAAUAAACACUCAUUCAUUUUGUUAUAUUAUAUCUUCUUCACUAAAACUCGAAUACCACGUCUUCUUCUCUGAUUAUCUGUUAAGAAAUUUUUUUUAAAAAAAAAUGUCUCUGCGACCUGAUACUUGGCCAUCCUGGUCAUCUCAAAGGAAGAAAGAGCAUAAGAGUACUAUCAAAAUUGAGGCGGAAUCCGGUGGUUGGAGAAGGAAAGAGGACGGCGUUUUCUUAAUACGGAAGAAUAAACGCCCUGAUUCUAUCUCGAAGAGGAGAAAGUUUUUUCGAGAAGAAACUUUUUCUCCAAUGCUCAAUGAGGAUCCUCCUUUCCCCGUCUAUAUUUCAGAUGCAGAAUAUGAUGGUGUAAUGGCCAAGGUGAAAACCAUUCCUGCAAUGACACUGGCCUUAUUGUCUAACGACCCUGCUGCACAACUUGAAGCAACUACUCAGUUUGGAAAGCUACUAUCAGGGGGCUACAUCCCUCUAAUUGAUAAGGUGAAGCGAGCUGGUGUUGUCCUGCGGUUUGUGCAGUUUUUGACAAGGGAUGAUAUGCCCCAAUUGCAGUCCAUGGCAGCAUGGACUCUGAUCAAUGUCACUGCGGGAUUGUCUGAGCAUACAAAUACUGUGAUUGAACAUGGUGCUGUUCCUCUGCUUGUGAAGCUUCUGAGCUCUGGCAGUGAUGACGGCAAAGAACAGGCAUUAUGGGCAUUAGGUAAUAUUGCUGGCAAUUCCCUGACCGCAAGGGAUAUUGUUUUAAAUCAUGGUGCACUUUCUCCACUAUUGUCUUUGAUGUGGAAUCCUUCUUCAACAAAAAAAUCUACAUGGAAUAUUGCUACAUGGGCUUUUUUCAACUUCACUCGCGGAAAGCCUCUUCUAACUCUUCAGAAUCAGAUGCUACCAGCAUUGUCUGGCCUUCAGGAGCUCUUAUUGAUGCCUGAUGAAGAAGUUAUACUAUAUGCAUGCCAUCUCCUCUCCUGGUUUACUCAGAAAGGUUCAGACAAAAUGGUUCAAGCUAUCGUUGAGGCAAAAUUUUGCCCACGACUUGUAGAGUUACUACUGUAUCCGGAGUCAAAAGUUGUUGUGCCGGCUCUGGAGAUUCUAGGAGAUAUUGCUUCUGGUGAUGAUGCUCAGACUCAGUUUCUAAUUAACAGUGGAGCUCUCCGUUGUCUUAAAGCUCUUCUUACACAAAGUGAUAAAAUCAUCCUUGAAGAAGCGUGUUCGGUAAUUGCAAAUAUCGCAGGUGGGAAUAAUGCUCAAAAACAGGAUGUCAUUGACGCCGAUCUUAUUAGUUCUCUUGUCCGUCUCACAAAGGCUGACUUCGACAUCAGGAAGGAGGCUGUGUGGGUUAUUUCUAACGUCACUCACGGAACUCUUGAGCAUAUUCGGUACUUGGCGUGUAAUGGUUGCGUCGAGGCACUCUGUGAUCAAUUGACCAGCACAGACGCGACUAUGCUGACACUUUGUCUGACUGGGCUGAAAAACAUUUUAAAGGCAGGAGAAAUUAACAAGGAUAAGGGAUUAUAUAAGGGGGUCAAUGUUUAUGCUCAAAUGAUUGAAGAGUGUGCAGGAUUGGAUAAGAUUGCAAGAUUGCAAAGCUAUGACAACAAUAACAUUUACAAAAAGGCUGUGGAGAUUUUGGAGAAAUAUUUUCCUGAGGACCUUGAAGUUGUUGGUGAAUAGAAUCUUCCUAGCUAGUAGUGUGGAUGGCACCUUGAAACCAUAGAUGAUUAGGACCUUCAUUCAAACGGCUUUAUAAUGUAAAUGUUUAGGUUAGCUUGUUAGGAGCGUUCAUUUUCAUGGUGAGCCAUUUCUUUUAUUUCUUAAAUUUAUUAUUUAAAUUUAACUUUUCAUGUUCUUUUUUUUUUUUUCUUUCAUGUUCUUUACUCAACUAACCUUCCACCAAGAGUCCAAGAUUGUCUUUUCAUGUACAAACUUUUGCAAAUACUAAUUUGAAGUUUCAUA
Molecule: messenger RNA, 2045 nt
Organism: Medicago truncatula (barrel medic)
Lineage: Eukaryota; Viridiplantae; Streptophyta; Magnoliopsida; Fabales; Fabaceae
Product: importin subunit alpha-4
Exons: 11
Coding region: 195-1763 (522 amino acids)
Biological process (GO): protein import into nucleus
Cellular component (GO): cytoplasm
Molecular function (GO): protein binding; nuclear import signal receptor activity
Source: RefSeq, a predicted model, not a curated record